CCCCGCCGCCCGAUGGCUCCGGGCUCGCUCCCUGACCCGGUCCCGCCGGGGUCGCGUCCCACUGAGGGCUCCUUGCAGUACCCGCGCCCUCACGGACUCGGUUUCCACCGCUUCCAGGCACCCGGAGCCGGGGCUAGAAUUGCACUUCCGGAUGAAACACCUGUCGCCUAAAAUUAAAGCCCAAAAUACCCCCGCGCUCCCACAGUAACUCCUUGAAAAGGGGGACUCAGAUUCUGGAACGUGCGGCCGCUUAAUGCGAAUUUGGCAGAGUUUCACCAUCUGGGCAGCGCUAGAGAGAAGGGAGGCCUGAGGAAGAGCCUGGGCCACGCCCAGACGGGUUCUGGAGUCUGGGAAGUCCGAGAUCGAGGUGCUGGCCAGAAAGGUUUCGUUCUGGGGCCUCUUCUCUUCGCAUGGACCAGGUAUGUGGCCACCAUUUCACUGUGGGCUCAUAUGACCUCUUGGUGAACCAACAGGCAAGACAGCAAGUUCUCCGGUGACUCUCCUUGUAAGAACACCAGUUCCAUCUACCCUUAAGCCCUCACUUUACCCUACUUGCAAACACCCUCGCCUGGAGGAUUUAUCACACACCAGAAGCCUUUGUGUCGAGCUCUCCACGCCCUCUCAGUAGCACCUGCCUGAGGCUUCCCUGGCUGCCAGGGCUGGGAGCCCCGGGCAGCCCAACCUGUCUGCAGAACUUGUCCGGCCCUCCCCGGGAGGCCAGCAGCACUCUCAGAGGCAGGUCUUCCUCGUCAGCCUCUGAGUGACCACGAAAUGAAGGCACCCAGCUCUGCUCUGCACCUGCCUCUCUGCUUUGGGGGACUUUUGUCAGCUGACCAGGAUCUCCAAGCCAGGCUGGUUCUCUGCAUUCUUUGAAUGGCCGGUCUUCUUCUGUGGCCACAGUGCAUUUGAUUGGAAGGAGGAGUGAGUGAAGUUGCACAUAGAAGGACCUCCUACAACCUUGGAUUUAGGUUUGGUGGUGAGAGAGAGCUGUGUGGAAUCCAGCGGAGCUCCGCCAUGUCAUCAGCUUGAGGCCCUGCUGGGGAAGCAGUCGAGGUUCAAGCCACAGCAGAGCCCUGGCCUGCCCUCCUCCUGAGGUCCAGGGGCAGCCAGACCUCUCCUCUGAAGCCAUGGGCCCCUCCCAUCCUGCACUCCCACCCCUGGCCAAGCUUGGCCUGUGGUGGCUCCUUCUGACCCCAGCAGCGUCGGCGCCGCGAGCCCCCCACACCCAAGCCGAGGAUCGCCUCUUCAAACACCUCUUCAGGGCUUACAACCGCUGGGCACGGCCAGUGCCCCACACCUCGGACGUGGUCAUCGUGCGUUUCGGGCUGUCCAUAGCCCAGCUCAUCGAUGUGGAUGAGAAGAACCAGAUGAUGACCACCAACGUCUGGCUCAAGCAGGAGUGGAGCGACCACAAGCUGCGCUGGAACCCGGCCGAGUUCGGCAACAUCACAUCCCUCCGAGUCCCUUCGGAGAUGAUCUGGAUCCCGGACAUUGUCCUCUACAACAAUGCCGAUGGGGAGUUUGUGGUGAACCACAUGACCAAGGCCCACCUCUUCUCCACGGGCACCGUGCACUGGGUGCCCCCGGCCAUCUACAAGAGCUCCUGCAGCAUCGACGUCACCUUCUUCCCCUUCGACCAGCAGAACUGCAAGAUGAAGUUCGGCUCCUGGUCGUAUGACAAGGCCAAGAUCGACCUGCAGCCGAUGGAGCAGACGGUGGACCUGAAGGACUACUGGGAGAGUGGCGAGUGGGCCAUCGUCAACGCCACGGGCACCUACAACACCAAGAAGUACGACUGCUGCGCCGAGAUCUACCCCGACGUCACCUACUACUUUGUCAUCCGGCGCCUGCCCCUCUUCUACACCAUCAACCUCAUCAUCCCCUGCCUGCUCAUCUCCUUCCUGACCGUGCUGGUCUUCUACCUGCCCUCCGACUGCGGGGAAAAGAUCACCCUGUGCAUUUCCGUGCUGCUCUCGCUCACGGUCUUCCUCCUGCUCAUCACCGAGAUCAUCCCCUCCACCUCCCUGGUCAUCCCGCUCAUCGGCGAAUACCUGCUCUUCACCAUGAUCUUCGUCACCCUGUCCAUCGUCAUCACGGUCUUCGUCCUCAAUGUCCACCACCGCUCCCCCCGCACCCACAAUAUGCCCCGCUGGGUGCGGGGGGCCUUUCUCAGCCGUGUGUCCCGGUGGCUACUGAUGAAACGGCCUCUGCCACCCUUGGAGCUCCAUGGCUCCCCAGAUCUGAAGCUCGACCCCCCCUAUUACUGGCUGGAGACCAACAUGGAUGCUCAGGAGAGGGAGGAGGAGGAAGAGGAGGAGGAGGAGGAGGAGGAGGACAGAUGGGUGCCAUCCCCCUCCACGGGUGUCCUCUACAGCCAUGGUGGUCUGCACCAAAGGCUCUCCGGUCCCAAGGCGAAGGCCCCCUUGCAGAAGGGCGGGUUCCUGCUGUCACUUCGCAUGCAGAAGGCACUGGAAGGCGUGCACUAUAUUGCUGAGCACCUGCGGUCUGAGGACGCUGACUCUUCGGUGAAGGAAGACUGGAAGUACGUGGCCAUGGUCAUUGACAGGAUCUUCCUCUGGCUGUUCAUCAUCGUCUGCAUCCUGGGGACCGUGGGACUCUUUCUCCCCCCGCUCCUGGCUGGAAUGAUCUGACUUCACACCCCUGGCUUCCGCCCGAAGGUGGCCCUGCUGCCGUGUUUGCUGCUGCCUCUAGAGUCCACCUUUGGGGUCCACACCCCGUGACUGCCGGUGCCUCUCCGUGGCGUCCGGACGCUGGCCCCGCCAUCGAAGACUUCCUGGCCCCACUCACCCGGCAGGUACACUCUGUGCGGAGAAGCUCCUGGGCCCAGAGCCCCGUUGGGAUGUGGAGGAGCAGGAAUGGAGGCAGCUGCUCUGCAGAAGGUGAUGCCGAGGUGCUGACCAUGUGAAGCGCAGGAGAGUCCCCGAAGGAGCUCUACAGACACUGAGUGACAGGAGGGCCGAGCAGGGGGAGCCGAUGGCAGGGGUGGGGGUGGGGCCAGGCGAAGAGGAACAGAACACAGACCUCAAAGGAGGCGUCAUUGGGAAGAGAGGGAGAAGGCGCCCCGGGGGGCACACGGGCUGUGAGCAGCGUUUUGGAUUCUGGAAUGAGCCUGAAGUGUCGGGGCAGCCGGGCUGGGGUUGGUUCCAGUGUGGGGAGAGUGGCUGGCGGUUGGGAAGGUGGGUUGGGGCGUCUGAACCAGAUAGAGAAAGGGGUUCAGAGUCUGAGACCGCAGACCUGACAGUAGAGGCGAAGGCUUUCCGGAAGGGGAGGAGAGGAGGCAGGGCAGGGGAGUGGAAAUGCAGGGCGACCCUCGGCAAAGGGAGGAGGGUGCAUGGUUGGAUGCCGGUACUGGGCCAGCCCACCCAGCUCCGGUGAGCCCUGAGACAUGCCCUCGCCUUUAGCCUUCUCCUCCACCCCAUCCCCCGGAAACCGGCUCAGCACCAGCUGCCCCAGCAGGUUGAGAGUCCCUGUCUACAGGGGCACCAUCUGCCUUUCAACUCGUGUGGACAAACCACAAGGCCAUCCCGAGCCACUCGAGCACAUCAAGCCUACAGCUUGCUCCCUCCCUCCCUCCCUCCACAGGGCAAGCGGUGGUUGGUCGGCACUCUGGAGGGGCUGAGGGGAGUGAGUGGGUUACUUCGAA
Messenger RNA from Myotis brandtii (Brandt's bat), 3664 nucleotides. It is a transcript of the gene CHRNA2, whose product is annotated as cholinergic receptor, nicotinic, alpha 2 (neuronal). Bases 1128 to 2651 code for a protein of 507 amino acids. The transcript has 10 exons. The record is from RefSeq and is a predicted model, not a curated record. Gene Ontology annotation, molecular function: transmembrane signaling receptor activity; acetylcholine-gated monoatomic cation-selective channel activity. Lineage: Eukaryota; Metazoa; Chordata; Mammalia; Chiroptera; Vespertilionidae. Gene Ontology annotation, biological process: regulation of membrane potential; signal transduction; chemical synaptic transmission. Gene Ontology annotation, cellular component: postsynaptic membrane; synapse; neuron projection.